Messenger RNA from Saccharomyces paradoxus, 4260 nucleotides. It is a transcript of the gene TRM732, whose product is annotated as tRNA methylation protein TRM732. Lineage: Eukaryota; Fungi; Ascomycota; Saccharomycetes; Saccharomycetales; Saccharomycetaceae. Bases 1 to 4260 code for a protein of 1419 amino acids. Gene Ontology annotation, cellular component: cytosol. The transcript has a single exon. The record is from RefSeq and is a predicted model, not a curated record. Gene Ontology annotation, biological process: tRNA methylation.
AUGACUACGGAUGCACAAUUCCCCAGUCAGGAAAUCGAGCUUUUCCGAAUCAAAGAGUUCUUGAUAGCUAAUAAUCCAGCAAAAAUUAACAAUGAAAAUAAAGAUGCUAUUUUAACCCAGAUUGAGCAAAAUUUCAGGCAUCUAAUACAGUAUAUUAAGGACGGGUUACCGAAUCUAAACGAGUCAACAAAGUUAAUUUUUCCAGAUACCUUUUCGAUCUGUUUAUUGAGGAGCCAUCAGAUAAUUGCAAGCAAAAAAAUUGACUCUCAAGAAUAUUUAUCGGCAGUGAAAGAGCAUCUCUUAACUGAAACGAAUGCAAAUAUUAUCUUUGAAUAUGUGCUUGACUUUUGGGCCGAUGGUGGGGCCCCACUGAUGAAUGCUUUGAGAGAUUUAUUCGGCAAACUACUGAACUUAUUGAAAAUCACGUAUCCUAUGUCAAUCUUGAAGGAUAUUUUAUUCAAUUGGAUGAAUGAAAUAUUGGAAGUACCCUCUACUUUGCGUGUCCAAUAUUACUUGAUUGAUGCCCUUUCUUUUGACUUUGACCUUUACUAUAUUUUAGAAAAAAAGCCACAUUUCAUUGAUAACUCUUUUUCUUUGAUGAAUUCUGAUUUACUAGCAAACCCAGUGGGUAAAUGCGUUGUUAGUUUGUUGUUAAACGUUUAUGAAAAGCAUUUUAAAAAGGACGAAGCUUUUGUGCAGGAGUGGAUACAAUUGUGGAAAAGUUCUGCUUUAAAAUACAUUCAUGACAACCAAUACACCAAAUCCAUUAAUUUGUAUAUCAUGAUUCCACUAUUCAAAAAUAUGCCAAACUCGAUCUUCACCAUUUUCCUCAAAAGCAUACCUAAGAAAGACCCAUCACUUCUGCUCUCACUGUUAAAGAUUGGCCAGGAAUUGGGGAUCGAAGAAGAACCAUUUUGUGAUAAUAAAUAUACUAGUAUAAAUUCCAUCAACAAACUCUUAGAGCAAGAUGAGUAUAAACUCCAGGUAUUUGAAAUACUGACCUUUUCCACAAAAAAGUCGAAGCCUAUUCGUCCCUUCGUCUUCGAAACUAUCAAACAGUACCUAGAUGUGUUCUUCGUCGAUACCGAGCUUGAACGCAGAAAUUACUUUUGCAGUUCAAUGAAACAUUUUAUAUUCAGGAUUAGAGAUUGUGCUUAUUCUUUAGCUAGAGAUGCCGGAAAGCUCAAGAAGGCUGGGAAAUUUCCUGACGAACAGAAGGAAAAGUUGGCGCAAGUUGAGGAGUCCCAAGCCUUCUUGGUUUGGCUGUGCAGCUCUAUAAAACAUCACCUGGCCCCUGGUACUUUAUAUCAGGCGAAUGUGACCUCAUUAAAACUUUUGCAUAUACUGAUCAAGUCUGGUAUCGACAAAUCUACUCCACAACAAUUUUUAGACAACCAAAACAAAAGAGAAUACCCUUUUUCUCUCCCCAUUUUACAAGAUGUCACAUUUUUAAGGUUGCUCAUUGACCUUUUGGUCAGCAAUUAUGCUGACGUGCGCGAAUUAUCCAAAAAAAUGUUAUUUAUGAUGAUUAGCGCUGAUGAAUCCAGAAGUCUCUUGGAUAGGUUGAACAUAAACGCUCUAAGGCGAACUGCAAACUCUCUUUUGAAUAACUACGAAAAAGGUGAUGCUGGGGCUGCCGUAUACGAGUUCAUAUUUACGAUAAUGGGUUCUCAAAGAAGUUUUAUUGAUCAGACAAUUGAUAUAUUAUCGCGGAUGGUACAAGAUUUGCAAAAUGACAGCAUCGGUUGUGCAGAAAAUUCAGUCGGUACUCACUUUGCUGCACUAAGCUUAGUUUUGAAUAAGUUUAACUCCGAAAAAAACCAUAGAGAUACUUCAAAAACAAUCUCAAAAACAAUAAACCUUGUGCUCAAGGGCUGGGAGGCAACGAGAAAUGUGGUAUGUCAUGAUUCAGCACUUGGAAUACUACCUGAAGUAUAUGCUGAUUGUGGUGUACCGGACCAAGUUAUAAUAAGUCACGCAUUUAGGGCGAUUAAAGAAGCAUCAUAUUUACUCGAAACGAUAUUGAAAGAAUAUCCUUUAACAAGCGAUCAGUUACACAGUAUCGGCGAUCUUUUUACAGUUCAGCUUUCUACUAUUCGUCAUAGUGGGGCCUUCCAAGCUGUUUUACCGGGGUUGAAGGCAUAUUGCAUUCGUUGUCAACUUGAAUUUCCCGCUCUUCUCCAGGAACUUCUAAACAAAAGCAUAAAAUCUUUGAAGUCUAAAACUCAACAUAUUACAAGAAGGUCAGGUGGCUUGCCUUUCUUAGUCACAACUGUCUUAAGUGCCGAGGUUACCAAAGGGAGACCUCUGUUGCAAAAAACUUUUGAAGACUUACUUCUCAUUGCAAGAUUACCAGUUCCCCCCCAUCAGGAUGAGUUUGAUUUACCACAGGUUAAUGCUAUCAAUUGUAUAAACGCAAUAUUUGUUGAACCUAAGCUCUCUGCACAUUGUACGUCAUUUGUCUCUGAGGCAUUAGAACUAGCCUUAUUAAAUUUUGACUGUGAUAUAUGGGCUUUAAGAAACUGUUCUCUCAUGCUAUUUACCUCCCUGCAAAAUAGAAUUUUUGGAAAAGUGGGCAGAAGCGCUAGUGCAAAAUUAUUCUUUACCAAAUAUUCUGGCUUGAGACAACUGCUCUUAGAUAUUUUAAACAAUUCUGUUGCUCAAUAUUCUGGAAAUGAAAGGAAAACAUAUCAUAUUGAAAGCAUUUUUUUGAUCCUUAAUGUAUUACUGAGAUUACGGCCUACACCAGGUUAUGCUGGUCUAAAAGAAUUCAACGUUUCCAUUUAUGUGUGUUUAUCAAAUGAGAACUGGAAGAUCAGAGAUAUGGCAUCCAGAGUAUUGCAUUCGUUGUCCGAAAAAUUUGAAGAAGAAGUAAGAAAAUUGCUUGAAUUGGCUUCUAUUGAGAAUCAGAACCAGUUACAUGGACACUUGCUUGCACUUCAACAAUUGGUGCCACAAUACCUUUCAGAAAAUAAAGAUACGGAGUUGAUUCAAAAAAUAUUUGAAAAGAAAAGGAUGAUUUUACUGGAGAACAAGUGUUUCAUUACCAAGAAGGCCUACUUAAAAUUAACGUGGUGUAUAUUGGAAACAUGUGACAUACCUGAUUUAGUUUUGAAGGAUUAUACCAGCACUUUAGGGAAUAUAUUUAUUACUGAAAAUAACGAAUACGUUGUCAAUGGUAGCAAACAGCUGUAUCUUUCACAAAUAUUAAGCAUCCUCUUAAAGUAUGAGGAUAGUAUACAUUUGCAUGAUAUUUGUUUAUUAGGAUUGCAAUCUCCAUUUUAUGAAGUUCAACUUAACACAUUGCAGUACAUGAAUAAUAACUUUCACUGGGAAACUAAAAGAAGUUCUGAAUUUUUUGAACAACUACAACCAUUACUCACAGUUACAGAUUUGCUGCCCAUGGCUAAAGCUCUAGUAGUGAAAAUUCUCUCAAGAAAGGAGGGUGCUUUAUCCCUGGCAACUUGCACUGAACUUCUAAAAGCGGAUAAUAGUGAAGACGCGAAACUCGCUGCCGUUUCAUCACUGAGCACCCAAUUGUCUUCACAGACAUUUCACUGGAUAUGGAAUUUGUUACGGGGUUUUUUUUCCGAUUCUUGUUCCAAAGAUUUCAGAUUAGCAUCUUUAGAAUGUUUAACUGCUUUUCCGGAAAGUUGUAAGAACUUCAAAAUACUAUUACAGUUUUAUAACUUUUUAUGGGACGAUGAUUCGGAAAUAAGAGAGAAGGCUUCCUUUUAUUUGAACAAGUACUUCAUACAAGCUGAAGACUGGGAAUGUAACAAGAAUACCGGUGUGACCGCUCUUAUAUUUACAGGAAAGUUUGUUGAAGUAUUCACAGGUUCUGAGGUAGUAGAAGAAUUGUGCUCGCAGUUGUUCCAAUAUCUAAAUGAAUAUGAUAUGUUUGCUGCCAGAAAAUCGGUGAAAAAUUGUCUAUUUACCACAGAAAAGGAUAACCAGUUCAUUAACGAACUACAAAGGGCAAUGCAUCUAUUAGAUAUGAUAAAAUCAACUGCAAAGGACAUUUCAAAGUGUUACAAGGAUCAGAUAUCCCACCUAAAAAGUGCUCUAUUGAAACACCUCAACAAUGCGGAUUUGAAAGACUCCCCCCUCGGCUGGUGUUCUAAUACUGAAAUAUUUUCAAGGAUAACGCUCUUAAAGGAACUGAUCCAACAGUAUUUUCCUUCAAAUUAUGAGAAUUUUAUUGAUGAUCUGACUAGACAUUCCGUUCAUCCCCUAAUUAUCAGUUAUUCCCAGUUCUAG